Messenger RNA from Astrephomene gubernaculifera, 2036 nucleotides. NCBI's taxonomy places the organism in Eukaryota, Viridiplantae, Chlorophyta, Chlorophyceae, Chlamydomonadales, Astrephomenaceae. The record is from the annotation of a GenBank genome assembly.
ACAUGUUGGUAUUUUAGUGUCUAGAGCAGCAUGUAGGCUUCCACGUUUCAACAUGCACCUUGUUGUCCUCCAACAUGGGGUUUGGGGGGACCCGUCAAACACUCGCUAUCUUGCUACAUUGCUCUCUAACUACUUUGACCAAAGCGCGCAUGUGCUGAACUUUGCUGGUAAUUCAGGGCUUGCAACAUAUGAUGGGAUCGACGUUUGUGGAGAGCGCCUCUUGCAAGGAGUUAAGAGUCAGCAUGAGGAACUUGCACGUCAGGGCAAGACCCCAACGCACAUUAGCUUUAUCGGCUACAGCAUGGGUGGUCUUAUUGCUCGUUAUGCGGUGGGCAGGCUAUUAUCCGACGGGUACUUCCAGCAUGUGGUGCCGCUGAACUUCAUUACUGUAGCUACGCCUCAUUUGGGCGCCUGGCGCAUACCCACUGAUGCCUACGUUCGUUUCCUCAACACGGCAUCCCCGAUUGCACUGUCUCGAUGCGGAAACCAGCUGUACCUCAAGGAUGUUACUUCCUGGGGCGCACCUUUGCUUUGCGUUCUUACACAUCCUGAUUUACAAUGGAUGGCCGCCCUUCGUGGCUUCAAGAACUUGGUUGUAAUGGCCAACGUACGACAUGACUGGAUGGUGCCCUUCUGCUCCGCGACCAUGCAGCUGCACAACCCUUACUCGAAAGGGCCCAGCAGCGGGGCCAGCGCUGCCACCAAGGCAGUUGCGUUGCCCGUGGACUUGGCCUACACAUCCAUCGUGCGGCUGGUCAAACCCGGAGAAACCCCACCACAUCCCCCAGUUCCCCCGCGGCCCCGGCGUGGCUGGUUCCUGUUGGCGCUCUUUGUCAUUGUGGUGAUCGCCCUCUUUCCGCUGGCGUUGCUGCUGGUGCUGCUCCUUGUGCUAAUCGGCUGGGCCCACAGCUUGCGAGCAAUGCCAAUGGCAACGGCUGGCCGAGUGCGGCAGGCAUGCAACGUCUCCAUGAACGUCAGCGAUGGAACCCUGCCGGGUGGUGGCGACAUUGAAAUGGGCGUGGUACGGGUUCAGCAGCCCCCGGGCUUUGGCGAGGUGCCGAACCAGCCGCUCCCGCCCACAGACCAGCAGCAGCAACAGGGAAAGGAAGGACACGUGCAGCAAGUGUGCCAGCUCGGGCGGUGCGAGGGGGAAUCUACAGCGGCGAGCAUGACCGACGGCGGGUUGGGGGUUGUGCUUAGGUUCAGCGAAGGCAGGGGUGGGCCCAAGGGUUCGGAUGAAAGAGUUCUCCUGCAUGCUGACGGCGGCACGCGGCAACACAGCCACCACCAGCAGUGCUUGUUUGCGGGGCUUCCUCUACAGGACAAGCGCGCGUUGCAGGAGUGGCUCGCGGCCCAGCUGGCGGGCCUGCCGGUGCGGGUGGUGCACGUAGACACCCGCGACGUCUUCCACGCGCACGCCGCCAUCAUUGUGUGGAAUCGCGUGUUCCACCACUGCCGGGACGGCAUGGCUUACCUCGUAGAGCGCUGCAUGGUUGUGCCAUGAGCGCUGCGAGGCGGUGAUCUUCUGGGACCGUGAACAGCACGUUGGAGUGGCUGCACAGCGCCAUAUAACUUAGAUGGUCCUGAGAUACUAAGGCAGUCAUCAUAGGUAGACUUCUAUCACCGGGAGUGCACUACUUUGACGCUUUGAUACCUUGAAGCUUAUCGCCAAUCGCUCGUGGGCGUGUUGGUUGGGGGCAGGGUGUGCGAAAUGUUCGGUGGCGCCUGUAUGGACUGACGUUGUUGGCGGAUAUUGGUGGACCCCGCGGUGAACCAUGGGUCAUGUCCCGGUAUUAUAUGCUACAUUACAUUAUAUGCUACAUUAUGCACAGCGACCCCCAAACUCUGUAGUAGAUAUGUACCAUCUUGUGCAGCAUGAUUGUUCGCGUUUGUGUGUGUUGUUGCUGCUAAGCUUGUCGCCUUAUUAAUGCGCCCUCUGCUAUCCAGGUGGCUACUGUGAAGUCUUUAUCGGCAAUGAUUGCAGGGCUAGCCGGUCUCGCCAUUCCAGGGCAGCCCAAGGAAGCCAGUUGCGAAAC